Rhodamnia argentea is the source of this 3125-nucleotide messenger RNA. RefSeq names its product glutamate receptor 2.7-like. Gene Ontology annotation, molecular function: glutamate-gated receptor activity. Gene Ontology annotation, cellular component: plasma membrane. The record is from RefSeq and is a predicted model, not a curated record. The transcript has 5 exons. Bases 136 to 2838 code for a protein of 900 amino acids. NCBI's taxonomy places the organism in Eukaryota, Viridiplantae, Streptophyta, Magnoliopsida, Myrtales, Myrtaceae.
AUUUUUUAUCAACUCUUUCCCAUUUGGCUUCAGAUAUUUUCGAAGAAUACUGCCGGAGACGCAAGACUUCUUUCAGAAAACGACAAUCAUCACCAUUAUCAAGAACAGUCGUUGGAGAUAGUAGGCUCCAAACUUAUGGGAACCAUGCAGCUGACAAUGGAGUUGGAGAGAUUGGCGCGCAUCUUCUUUUUGUUGGCGAUGUUACACACCUUCGAUCCCAUCCAUUGCUCCAUGGCUCAAAACAGUCGUCAUCGUGAUCAUCACGUUCAUGUUGGAGUGAUUCUUGAUAUGGAGUCACCAGUUGGGGAGAUGGCCCAACAAUGCAUGGCCAUGGCCAUCUCUGACUUGAAUGCCUCGGCCUCGCACAUUAACCAUAACCUGAAGUUGAUUCUUCAUCCGAGAAAUUCCAUGGGACAUCCUCUCAAAGCUCUAUCUUCAGCUGUGGAGCUUUUGGAGAAUGAAAAAGUUGAGGCACUAAUAGGCCCGCAAACAUCUGAAGAAGCCGAGCUUCUGGCAGAAUUAGGAGAUAGGGUGCCUAUCAUCUCCUUCUCUGCCAGUAGCCCUUUCUUGUCCGGAGAAAAAAAUCCAAACUUUAUCCGAAUGACAACUAAUGAUAACUCCCAGGUCGGUGCCAUUGCUGCUCUUGUUCAAGAAUUCGGGUGGAGAGAAUUGGUUAUAAUACACGAGGACAGUUCCUAUGGAAACGGAAUUAUACCCGAUCUUCUUCUCGCAUUAGAAGAAGGCAAUGCUCGAGUAGCGCGUCGAACUGUCAUUCCACCGCAAGCCAGGGACAUAUAUGUUGAAGCCCAACUGUAUAAACUGAUGGCUCUGUCCGCCAAUAUAUUCAUUGUCCACAUGUCUGCUUCCCUCGCAUCUCGGUUUUUCUUGAAGGUUAAUGAGUUGGGAAUGAUGAGUACAGGCUAUGGUUGGAUUGUGACUGAUGGGAUAGUAAACGAGCUCGCUGCGAUGGAUCAGUCGGUUUUAGACUCAAUGCAAGGAGUCGUAGGAAUUAGACCUUAUAUUCCACCCUCAGAGCGGCUUCGCAACUUCUCAUUGAAGUGGAGGCACAGCUUUUUCACAUACCAGCAUCAUCAAAUUCCUGAAGUAAAUGUAUAUUGUUUAUGGGCAUAUGAUUCUGUCUGGGCUUUAGCCAAAGCAGCAUAUCAUUUAGGUCCAGGUCCUAUAACUUCUAUGCAGAAGAAUGAUCCUGCAAAUAAGCUUGCUCAUCAAGCUGUCAUUCCAACGAGACCAACAGGAUCCGAUCUAGUCCGCGCAAUUCUACGUGGCAAGUUCACUGGUUUAAGUGGGGAAAUUCAACUUAAGAAUGGACAGCUGCAACAACCACCAGCAUUUGAAAUAGUGAAUGUUGCUGGAAGAGUAAAGAGAAUCGGGUUUUGGACCGAAUUGAAUGGGAUAACGCGAGGGCUAAAUAGGUCCAGUGUUGCAACUCAAUCACCCUCUGUGAGAAAAAUGGGCUCUAUUGGAUGGCCUGGAUCAUCCUUGGCUAUACCAAAAAGUCAACAGAUUGUGUCGAAGGCAGGGAAGAGAUUGAGAAUCGGAGUUCCAAUUCCAACAGGUUUUAAAGAAUUGAUGGGAGUGGAAUUCAAUCCUGAGACAAAGGCGGCAACGGUAACAGGCUUUUGCGUAGACGUGUUCAAGGCUGCAAUCGAUAUUCUGCCCUAUGAAGUACAAUUUGACUUCGUCCCGUUCAACAAGUCGAGCGUGGUGGCCGGAAACCAUUAUGACAAUCUGAUAUACCAAGUAUACCUUCAGCAAUAUGAUGCAGCGGUGGGUGAUAUAACCAUCACAGCAAAUAGAUCGAUGCUUGUGGACUUCACAAUGCCUUUCACAGAAACUGGAGUAGGGAUGAUUGUGCCUAUUGAGACAUCCCGAAGCACAAACAUGUGGAUAUUUCUCCAGCCUCUCACGGUAGAUCUAUGGUUAGCCAUAGGCUCUUUCUUUGUCUUCACAGGAUGGGUGGUGUGGAUAAUUGAGCACAACAACAACGAUGAGUUUAAGGGACCAUUAGCUCAUCAAAUUGGGAUGGCGAUGUGGUAUUCGUUCUCAACAAUGGUUUUUGCACAAAGGGAAAAAUUAAUCAGCAACUUGUCCAAAGUUGUGGUGAUUGUGUGGCUUUUUGUAGUUCUAAUAUUGACAUCCAGUUACACUGCAAACCUGAGCUCAAUGCAAACAGUUCAUGAGCUUCGGUCCUUGCCAAAGGGCGAAUCAAUCGGGCUCCCUUCCAAUAGUCCAGCUAAUCAGACAGUGCUGAUCAAUCUACCCUUCAAAAACCCCUCUUUUCACCCUUUGGGAACGGUUGAAGAUUAUGCAGAAGCUCUGAGAGAGGGAAGCCGAAAUGGUGGUGUGUCAGCAAUUAUUGAUGAAAUUCCUUAUGUAAAGCUCUUUCUUUCCAAGUACUCUGAUCAAUACACCAUGUUUGAGCCCUCCUACUACAGCACCAAUGGAUUUGGCUUCGCUUUCCCCAAGGGGUCACCUUUAGUCGCUGACUUUUCUGCAGCAAUAGCGAAAUUGAGAGAAAAUGGAAAACUUUACUCGAUAAGCCAAAAUUAUUUUAAUAAUCAUUCCUUAUUCACAAAUCAAGAUUCUGCAACAAAAGUUGCUAGACUUGAUUUAUACAGCUUUCGCGGUCUCUUCCUUAUCACAGGCAUCACUUCGACUGUAGCCAUGAUAGUAUCCUGUAAAUCUAGGAAGAAAGAGUCAAUAACUGCACAAAAACAUGAGGUUGCUGAUCAACCUGGAGAAGUGAAGUUCCCACCAGUUUGUGACAUGCCAUCAAGAAGAGCCAGUCCCAGACAUAUCAGAAGGCAUUCCUAUUGAAUCAGAAGAAAGUGUGAUGUCCUCAACUGUUGUAUCAACCCCUCAAUAUCAUGGUAUGCUUAUAUGAGGCAACAUACCAUGGACUUUGAAACCCUUAGGAUUUUUAGCUGUAGGGAUGAAGAGUGGGAGUCUUGUUAGAACUUUGAAGAUGUUUGAAAUGAGAAUAUGUCCCUGUACCGUCUGCUCUAUCUGAAAUACUUCUGCAAAAUCAACCAUAAGAAAUGCCAAUAUUAUUAUUUAUGUCUGCACUUUUAUUGCUUUAGUUUCGUUACUACACUGGCAAAAAU